Gymnodraco acuticeps is the source of this 4269-nucleotide messenger RNA. It is a transcript of the gene itgb8, whose product is annotated as integrin, beta 8. Gene Ontology annotation, biological process: integrin-mediated signaling pathway; cell adhesion mediated by integrin; cell migration. Gene Ontology annotation, cellular component: integrin complex; cell surface; focal adhesion. Gene Ontology annotation, molecular function: integrin binding. The record is from RefSeq and is a predicted model, not a curated record. Lineage: Eukaryota; Metazoa; Chordata; Actinopteri; Perciformes; Bathydraconidae.
ACAGCUCACUCUCCUGGCUGUCGCGUGGGGACGUGCAUGUUGGUGCGCACCGGCGCUGGUGCUCGUGCGUGUAACUCAGCUGGUCUCUGUCCCGAGACGAUACUUCACGAUCAGCUGUGAGACAGACUGGGGGACACGUCGCACACCUGCGGCUUAAAGGAAAUAGAUGGAGGGACUUACGCCACAUCCGACCGAUUACUUCCCCUCCUCUCGUGGUCCACGGGGGAGCGCGUUUAUAAGCUGAUUUACCCCAGGGGAUGUGAAUACCUCCCCGGGAUUAGAAGGUUAUUGGGUGAUCGACAAUGCCCCGCGUCUCUGUCCGGCACUACCGGCUUUUGUUGGUGCGGCAGCGGACGCAGGACGCCCGGUUUUCCCCGGUUCAUCUCCGGUAGCUGCGCAGCCUCUGCUCCUGUGUCGCCCUCCCGGUGUGGAUAGGAUAAUAUGACUUCCUGGCUCCGCACAUACGGCAGCGUCCCUCUGUGUCUCCUGCUCUUCUGCUUGGUGGUCGCUGUCUGCGCACAACGCUCCAGUGCCAGUGACAGUGUGUGCUGGUCUCCUAGCAUCACUUCUUGUAAAGAGUGUCUCAGCCGCGGACCACAGUGUGCCUGGUGCUUCAAGGAGGACUUUCUGGAUGGAGCGGUGGCGAGCCAGCGCUGCGACCUGCCGGUGAAGCUGCUCAGGAGAGGCUGUGAGCCGGAGUUCAUGGAGCAGUCAGAGGUCAAGGUGGAGGUCAACGCCACCACCAGCACCACUCAAGUAUCCCCACAAGACAUCAGCGUCACCCUCAGACCAGGUUCCCAGGCCAGUGUAGUGGUGGCUGUGAAGCAGCUGAAGCGUUAUCCUGUGGAUCUGUACUACCUGGUUGAUGUGUCGGCCUCUAUGCAGGAAAACCUCGAUCAUUUGAAGACAGUGGGUGUGGCGUUGUCUCUUCGUAUGACGGAGCACUCCUCGGACCUUCAGCUGGGUUUCGGCUCGUUUGUGGACAAGCCUGUCUCUCCUUACAUCAAUGUCCAUCCAUCCAAGAUCAGCAACCCCUGCAGUGAUUAUGAGAUCCGCUGUCGUCCAGCCCAUGGCUUCCACCACGUCCUGGGUAUGACUGGAAAUAUAAGCGAGUUCACGCGUGUGAUCAAACGCCAGCGCAUAUCUGGAAACAUGGACACACCUGAGGGGGGACUGGAUGCCUUGCUGCAAGCUGCUGUCUGCCAGAGAGAUUUGGGUUGGCGACCCGAGGCCAAACGUCUUUUGCUCCUGAUGACCGACCAGCCGUCCCACCUCGCCCUGGACAGCCGGGUGGCAGGGAUAGUGACGCCUAACGACGGCCUGUGUCACCUGGAGAACAAUGUCUACACAGGUAGCACGAGGCAGGAUCAUCCCAGUGUGGGUCAGUUGUCUGAUAAACUGCUUGAAAACCAUAUGUACUUGAUCUUUGCCGUGGAGAAGCAGCAGUACAAGUGGUACGAGGCAUUGGUGCAUUUACUUCCUGGCUCCUACCUGGGAAGGUUAGGCCUCUUCCAGGCUCCAAACCUCAUCGAGCUGGUGGUGGACGCAUAUAAGAAGUUGUUGUCGGAGGUGUCAAUAUCAGUGUCAGUGGAGGACAAGGCAGUCAGCAGGUAUUGGGUGUCUGUUUCUCCUCUCUGUCCCAAUGGAUCCAUGGUGAAGGACCAGAGCUGCUCGGGGGUGCAGCCGGACCAGACGGUCUACUUCAAUAUCACCAUCGGGAUGCACUCUUGUCCCGACAAUGGGGAAGAUGAAGAUGUAAAAGUGGUGGUUCGACCAGUGGGUUACAACGAAUCCACGGUGGUUAGGAUCCACUCUAAAUGCGCCUGCAGUUGUGGAUCAACGAGGCGCUGCAAUGACGAAACCCAAUCACCAUGCAGAGAAACACAAGGGAUCACCAAUCGGGAGCAGAGGCCGCAAAACGGACUCAUUCAAAACUCUGACAGAGAUUCAAACUGGAAUUGCCGAGCGGAUGGGUCUGAUAUGGACUGCAGUGGUCGGGGAGUGUGUGAUUGUGGAAGGUGUUUGUGUGAUGAGACCAGGCUUGGGACAGUUUAUGGGAAAUACUGCGAGAGAGACGACUUCUCCUGCCCGUACGAAGGGGGGUUGAUAUGUGGAGGAAGUGUGUUGACUGCCACCUGUCUCACGGCCUCACUCAAAAAGAGGCGGGACAUUGCAACAGCACGUGUGAAUCAUUGGUGGGCUACAGGGAUGAUGUUCUAGGCCAAGCAGGGGAGAAGUGGAUUCAGUGUAUGUACAUCAGCAAUGACAGCUGUCGCUAUCGCUUCCAAACAAGCUCUCAGUCCGGUCAGACGCAGCUUCACAUAAGCACAAGAGCAGAGUGUGCCAGCAACAGCCGGCUGGUGGGAACGUUCCUGUGUGUCUUUGCUCUGACGGUGCUGUGCGGGAUGGUGGUGGUGGCUGUGUCCCGGCUGCUGCUACAGAAGAGGAACCUGACACCAGGGGGCGCUGCUGAGGUCACAGUGUAUCACUGCACUGGAAAGGACCUUUCAUACAUCCCAACAAGCAACGAGAAGACAGUAACUUACAGGAGGGAGAGUCCACCUGACCGACCUGUGGAGAUGCACAUCCAGGAUUCCAAGAUGCCCCUGGGUGACCCCUGGCAGUACUAAGCAAAGACAGAAGAAAGUCAGUAUAGAGAAGAAAAGACAAAUACAGGCUUCGCUUCUGCUUCUAAAUGAUCAUUCAACUUCAACCAGUUGCACGUGGAGACUGAUAAUGAUAAACUAAACUAUGAAAACCUCCAUGGAAUCACAUUUGUUAAAUGACCUGACCAAACUCUUAUCGACUGUGUGACUAAUGUGGCCAGUAUCCAGGAAAUGGAGAUGAAACAAAAAGCACAUGUCCUCCACCUCUUCUUCCUCAGUAGCAGCAAGGAGGCUGCUUCUCCCACAGGGUGAUCACUCCUCGCUUUUUUAUCCAUUAAUUUAUAUGUGUGUGUGUGUGUGUGUGUGUGUGUGUGUGUGUGUGUGUGUGUGUGUGUGUGUGUGUGUGUGUGUGUGUGUAGAUAGGUGCGUGUAUGCUCUAUCUAGGCAGUAUAUUUAUGAGUCUAUAGUGAGAACACUAUAUGUUAGGAUGAUGGGAUUGUGUGACACUACAAAGCUCCAACUGAACCAUCUCCCUGUCUUAGUCUGCCCUCCUGUGGCCAGCUUGAGGUACUACAUUUAUUUCUGCAAUAACACUGUCAUCACAUUACUGACCUCUACUGUAUUGCCUUGGGACUUACAGUAAUUCCCAAAGCACACCAAUGACUCUGUAUGCCUUUUUUUUAUCUCUUAAUUUGAUCAGAUCUUCAUUAAUUGUUGGCAUGCCUGGUCUUCGUAGUUUAUUUGUUGCAUUUCUAUUAAUGGAUCAACUGCAUUGCAAAUUACUGUUACUUUAUGGCAUUUUUCUACCAUAAGUGAGAAUCUACUUUCAUGUGUUUUUCAUAAUAUGUUUAGACUUGCAAUAGGACAAUUGUUUUGCAUUAUACUACUGAAACAUGGGAGGUCUCUGGGUUAGAAAAGCUGUGGUUUUAAAUGAUUUUUGCUUAAUGUUGGGCAUUAAAAGAUAUCUGUAUAUGCGUUAAGUGCAUUUAAGGCCAAUGUAACACAUCCACAACACUGGAAUAACAAUAGAUUGAAAAAUGGCAACUGCAUCAUCAAACGCCUACACAUGCAGCCUCUUUAACAGAGACAACAGCAGGACUGUGUCUGCAUGCAUCUGCUGAUCAUUGCAGAGCCAUUUCUGACAAGUUUAGACUCAAACUCCUGGGCAAAGGUACAAAUGAGCUCUGAAGGUACUGAGAUCAGAGGUGGAAGUAAACCCUCAUGCACUAUAUCAUCUGAAUCCAGAGUGCCAGUUGCAUGGCGUCUUGGUAAAACGUUUGCUUGCCCAAUCCUGUUCCUCUCUUUGAAUUGUUUUUAACCCAAUUUUGUUUACAGCAAAAGCUGCUCUCUUUUACUGUAAGUCGGGAACACUAUAUAUAAUUUAUUGUGAUUUGUUUUUCUUUCUUUUGUAUUUAUGAUAAUUCUGCUGUUUUAUGAUAAGGCUACUUGAGUUAUAGGCUGCAAGAACAGUUUGUGUUUAUGAAGACCAAUCUAUCUUUAACCAUGAGAAUGAUUCAGCAAUAAGGCUAUAAUCAUCUCAUCUAACCCGGCACUGAGUUCGGAGUAACAACAGCACUUUCAUGUGUAGUUUUGCUGGCAAAUAAUGUGACUAGUUGUGUAGCAUGAAUGUUUUCAUCACAAUAAAAUGUGCAAGAUUUUUUAA